Enterobius vermicularis (human pinworm) is the source of this 3606-nucleotide messenger RNA. The record is from the annotation of a GenBank genome assembly. NCBI's taxonomy places the organism in Eukaryota, Metazoa, Nematoda, Chromadorea, Rhabditida, Oxyuridae.
AUGCGGGUGAUAACAAUGGUUAUGCUGUCGGUAACAUCGUUUUUUGGUAUUGAUGGUGACGAUUCGAUUCCGGACCUCAAAAGUAAAAACCUUUCUCAAGCAGUUAAAGACUGGGCUGCCGUACUUGGUGAAGAAUUACAGUUUUUAUUCGAUGAAACGGUCAAUGAGUCUCAGAUCAAAGAGAUGUACAGAAACGCUGCAGAGGUUGAAUUUGAUCCGGAGAUACAGUUGGCGAAAGCAAAAAAAGCUAUUGAGAAUUACUUAAAUGUACGGGCCAAUGCUGCUUGGGUGGCAAAAAAAUCACUUGAAGAACGGACACUACAAAAUGGAACCGAUGAAUACAACGAUCGGAUGUCACCGAAGUUUAUUCGAUAUAUGUCAGCAAAAACACUGAACAACGAAGUUCAACUGCCGGCAACGGUUGUUGGAGAAAGUACUGUGAUCAAUUCUACCGAAGAACUGUUGCUAACACCAAAUGCAAAUUUUUAUCAUAUUCCAACCAGUCUUAAAUCAUCGGUAGUUCAAAUUCCAACACCUGUCUAUGAACGAAAUACCAGUGUCUUGGCAGAAAUUGCUUGGUCUGAAAUUGACAAUGUUUAUCGACAAAAUAAGGAAAAGACCAAAGAUUUAGCAUUUCAAAUGUUCUGUUCAUCUAGUGGUUUUAUGCGCUUUUAUCCAGCAAUAGCAUGGAGUUGGGAUAAUUCCGAAGUAAAAUUGGAUUUAUUUGAUUGCCGAAGUGCAGAAUGGUACAUAAAUAGUGCUACAAUGUCAAAAAAUGUUGUCAUAAUGUUGGAUGUAUCUGGUUCAAUGUUCGGACAACGAUAUGAAAUUGCUAAACAGACAAUUGAAGCAAUACUGGAAACUCUGUCAGAUAACGAUUUCUUUAAUGUUAUGAAAUUUUCCAAAGAACCUGUAUUUUUGGGCACUUGUGGCAACGAAACAAAACCGCUGCAAGCUACUGUACGAAAUAAAAAGCUUGUUUUGGGCAAAUUAACCGGAACAACUUCGGAAGGAAAAGCCGAAUUUGAAAAAGCUCUUCUGGAAGCAUUUACAGCUGUUCAAAAUCUUAAUGAGACCGCUCGACCGGCUACACAACGCGAGAUACUGGAACGACGGAUACAUGGUGAUGCACCUGGUAUGCGUUAUUUCGAGCAUGGAGCUCACGUCCUGGUCAUGUCAGAUUACUUAUUUGAAGCUAUUGAAAAAUACAAGGAAGAAGGAAUGCAUUUGGGCUGUAAUGAUGUAAUAAUGCUAAUAACUGAUGGAGCACCAAGUAAUUAUGAGCAUAUUUUUGCCAAGUACAAUAGUAAUAAACGGAUUCGAUUUUUUUCAUUUUUGAUUGGCGAAGAAGCAACACAAUUUGAUCAGGUGCGUUGGAUGGCCUGUCACAACAAUGGUUUUAUGGUUCAUAUCAACAAUCUGGCAGAUGUUCAGGAGAAGGUUCAGUAUUAUAUCAAAGUAAUGUCACGUCCAGUUGGUAAAUAUGCAGCAAAAAUUAAGCAAAAUGAAGGUGUAUGGAGUGCAGUGUACCAAGAAAGAUUGACGGAAAUGUUUGCGAUUACUUUGGGUUAUCCGGUAGCUGUUAACGGUGUUCUGAAGGGUGUUGCAGCAGUUAAUGUUCCAGUGAAUGAGUUACAACAGUUGGCCAAUGUUUUCAAUCCCGGUGUUCAAAGUUAUAUGUUUAUGUUGAACAACAAUGGUUAUGCAAUUUUUCACCCACAGCUUCGUCCAAUAAAUCUUGAAACACGUAAAACAAAGUCAAACUAUAAUAACAUUGAUAUUAUCGAACUGGAAGUUCCACAGAAGCAAAGAUUACACGAAAAUGGCACAUCGGUAAAAUGGCGUUUGGAAUACGGUAACGAGCUACGUACUGCUGCUUUUGGUUGCCAGAAUAAAAUGGAAGAAGAAAUCUUAUUUGCCACUAAAGAUCUGAAACGUGUAUUCAGACAAACCAAUGAUUACUAUAUUGCAUGUAUCAACAAUGGAACUAUGAAGCUUGGGUUUGCAGUUGCCAAAGGUGAAAGGAAGGUGUUUGAACCUGGGAACAUUGAUUACAGAAGAAUACAAAUGGGCUGGUUUGAAGGGAAAUACUAUAGAAUACAUCCAAACUGGAGGUAUUGUUUGUUGAACGAUAGCGAUAGUGGAAUGACAGCGGAACAAGCAUUUAUAGUUUAUAUCAAACAGAUGAUAACUACCGGUAGAUUACCAGAAUUGUGUCAACAACGGAAACCUCUAGUUGAUAAACUAAUUUUUGACACAACAAGGACGCAAAGCUUGUGGGAUAAAUGGAAAGCCAAUCAGCGAACUUUGAAAAAGCCUAUAAAUCUUAUAUUUUUCGCUACGUCAUCUGGUAUGAUUCGUUUUUGGGAUAGAAUCCCGGAGAAGUAUACGGAUGAAGACCCGAACUGGAAAAAGAAACCAAAGAAGGUUCCCGGUAGUAAUAUUACAACGAUUAAGGAAGAUAAAGCAAAGCACAAGGGACAGCGGAAGAAAUAUCUACAUUUUAUAACGGAAUUAAACAAUCGGUCUGUUGAUGACGAAUAUUUCAUCAGGUCUAUACGGCUGAAGGAACGCAUCGUAUUUGAUCUCAACAAGCAAUCAAAUUUGUGGAGCAAACCAAAGGGUGAAGUAUCACAAUUGGUGGUAGCAACGAAGGCGUUGUAUAAAUCAAACGGCGGUGCUUUAUUAGGGGUUGCGGGUAUUGAAUUUCCAAUGGACUAUUUUGCGGAACUGUUCAAUCGUAUUGCUUGCAACAGUGAAGAUGCAGAAACGGAAACAAUUUGGUGCUAUUUGUUAGAUGAACACGGCUAUAUUUUCUACAGUAACAGGAAAUUAUCUCGAUUUACCAAUGCUAACGGUGACAAUGAACGAUCAGAAUUCGGUGAAUGGUUCGGUAACGCAACAGCAUUAACAGAAAAAACAAUGACACUUCUGUUAAAGAAUAAGUUUUAUACUAAUGUCACUUAUGUGGAUUAUCAGGCGGUAUGUAAUCGUGAAGAAAUUGGGCAAAUAACUGCUGCUGGGAUUCGGCCUGUACUAACAAUAAUUAAAACAUUUAUAUUACUUCUUUAUCGGUUAUGGAGGAUGAUAUGUGACCUUGCAACACUUCAUUUUAUUGAAAGUUUGGUGCUGGCUCCAGUUAAAGCUUAUACACCAACUUUUCGAGACAAUAAUGGUGGAUACGCAUGUGAUAAAGCUUCAAAAUUUUAUUUGGCCAAUUUUGGUAUUUCUGGUUGGUCGGCCCCAACAUCGCCUCCACAAACAGCUUCACUUAGUGGGACCGACAGCAAAGUCAGGACGUGUGACAGCGGUAACUGUGAUGUACGAGGAUUCAUGUCUAUUUGGCUUUUUGUUGCUUCUCCAUCUUCAUUUUUAUUAAUCAAGGUCCAUGAUGCUUCUGACAAAAGUUUCAAUUCUUCGAUGGAUGAUGAUGGUAGGGUCUGUCGGCACGUAUAUGCAAAAGAACGACGGCCAGUAACAAAGUGUGCCUAUCUUGACAUGAAUGAAACAGGUUAUCCAUGUUCAUACGGUUUGCGGGUUCCAGUAUCCUUUACGGUUUACCUCGUAUCGCUGGUAUUUAUUGUAUUUUCAAGUGGUAUUCUGUAA